Molecule: messenger RNA, 2180 nt
Organism: Vanessa tameamea
Lineage: Eukaryota; Metazoa; Arthropoda; Insecta; Lepidoptera; Nymphalidae
Product: gastrula zinc finger protein XlCGF57.1-like
Exons: 6
Coding region: 142-1980 (612 amino acids)
Biological process (GO): regulation of transcription by RNA polymerase II
Cellular component (GO): nucleus
Molecular function (GO): DNA-binding transcription factor activity, RNA polymerase II-specific; zinc ion binding; RNA polymerase II cis-regulatory region sequence-specific DNA binding
Source: RefSeq, a predicted model, not a curated record
GUCAAAGGAAGAUGUUACUAUAAACAAUGUUAUUUCGAUAUUUUCAUUUUGCAUUUUGAUAAGUUUUGAAGUUACAAAAAACCCAAAUGUUUGAAUUUUAUUAAAUAAAAAUAAAGAUUAUCUCUACAUUAAAUAGCUAAAAUGAUAGAUAUCGAGAAAACUUGUCGGACUUGUAUGAAAAGCGAUGUUUCUUUGGUGGAUUUGUUUGGUCCUAUUAAAAUUGAGAAUAAUAGUUCUUUAAAACUGGCAGAUGCGUUAAUGGAAGCUACUCCUUUACAGAUAGCCAAAGAAGACGGCCUCCCACAAAACCUCUGUGACGAAUGUGUGAAAGCCUUACAAAUAAUGCAUAUAUUUAGAACCCAAGCUCUCCAUGUCGAGAGUGAAUUGAGAAAACUAAUUCUUUCAAGUGCUUCUAUAAAAAAUGAAGAAAACGACUAUGACUUAAAGAAUGAAUUUGAUUACAUGGGUGAUUAUGAUGAUUUUAGAAUUAAUGAUGUACUGUCGAACGAAGAAACAAAAGACAAAACCUCAUACAGCUGCAAUACAUGUAAAAAAAAGUAUACAAACUAUGAAAAAUAUUUAAAACACAAAUCAGUCCACGAACCAACUAAAUCAUGUCCAAAUUGUAACAAAAAGUUUUACAGGAAGUCGUUAUUAAAGGAACAUAUGAAUAAGAGUUGUGAGCUUAAUGAUAGUAACAUUGAAUCUGUAGGAGCUGACAUUGAAGAAGAAUUAGACAUUAAAGUUAAGUUGGAAGAUGAAGAACAUAAAUGUCCAGAAUGUUCUAUAACUUUUCAAUCACAAAAAUAUUUACUGUUACAUUUAAAAGAGCACAAGAAAACAAAUUUGGUGGAACAGAAACUCAUAGACUCAAUACAAGAGCACAAUGGAACCAUAGACAAUCUAGAGGCAGAAAUAAAAAUAGAAAGUUCCACUGAUCAGUUUAAAUGUUCACAAUGCAAUCUUGUAUUUGAAAAGUAUAGGUCUCUCAUAUCACAUUCGAAGAAACACAAGAAUCUGUCCAAGAAUGGCAUUUUUAAAUGCAACUACUGUGAUAGAGGAUUUUCCUCUAAAGGACCUCUCAAGAGGCACUUGUUACUUCACUCCCAAGAAAGACCAUUCAAAUGCACGAAAUGUCCAAAGUGCUAUGUUCGGAGGGAUGCUCUUGUUGCUCAUAUGCGUAAACAUAGUGAUGUUAAGAGGUACACCUGUGAACAUUGUAAUAAAGCAUUUAUCCAGCUAUGUACUUUAAAGGAUCACAUCAGAACUCAUACAGGAGAGACUCCAUUCCUCUGCUCUGAGUGUGGGAGAGGCUUUAAAAACAGUUCCAAUCUGAGACAGCACUUAGCACGUCAUUCGGGACUCAAACCAUUUGCAUGUAAUCUGUGUCCUAAGACGUUUUGUACCAAAGGUCAAAUGAAAUGUCACAUGGUGUCACACACAGGUGUUCAACCGUACAAAUGUAAUGAGUGUGGAGCAUCUUUCACAAAGGCAAACUCUUUGAAAAAACAUAAAUUAAUACAUCUUGGAUUAAAACCUUUUGCCUGUGAUAAUUGCAACAUGAGGUUCACGGCGAAGGAUCACCUGACGCGCCACGUGCGCACGCACACGGGCGAGAAGCCGUACCGCUGCCCGCACUGCGCGCGCGCCUUCACGCAGAGCAACGACCUCGCCAAGCACGUGCGCGCGCACGUCGGGCAGAACAUCUACCAAUGCACAGUUUGCCAAGCCAGAUUCCGGCUAAUGAGAGAAUUAAGGCUUCACUAUCCCGUUCAUUACGCCGGCACCGAAUCCGCUGCCCUCACCGACAAGGAGGAGCCGUUAGUCAUACUAAAAGGAUGUUCUGAUUCUAACAUCGAUAAUAAUAUCGAUAAAACGGCCACAGACGCACAAAUAACAAUUACGUUUAAUAGAAAUAUUCUCGAUAAAGAUGGUACUGGUGAUAUUACUAUAAAUAUUGGGCCUGAAAAGAUUAAUUAGUGGAUUGUUUUUGGGGACAUAUACCAAAGGACAUAAAAAUAAUGUAUACCCUAUUCCGAUCGAAGGAGUACCUAUAAACAAACCUUAGAUUUACAUAUUAUAGGUUUCUAUAUUAUGCAUAACAACACACAGUACAGUUCUUGAUCUUUAUAAUAAUUACGACAAUGUCAACGACAAUAUUCCACUUUACAGCUUACUUU